Molecule: messenger RNA, 688 nt
Organism: Mycena citricolor
Lineage: Eukaryota; Fungi; Basidiomycota; Agaricomycetes; Agaricales; Mycenaceae
Source: the annotation of a GenBank genome assembly
GGCCUGGCCACUGCCUAGAAUGUUUUUGUUCAUCUGCUCAUGUGUCCACGGUACUUCUGGGUCCUCGGUGGGGAUGUCUGCUCGACACGUCUCUUGCCCGUCUCUCGUAUGCCCACUCACCACGCGCAUUGCGCCUCGCAUAGGCCAUACGCUCCCAGUGCGGCACUCGGACGAAGGAGACACCGUAUCUUCACCGACAGUAUCUUCGCCCAUGGUAUUCUUACUGUCACACGACCGAGUUGCAUUCCUAGCACCAGUUGACGCUCAGCCGGGGCAAGAUUAGGUGCGACAAUUCGGGUAUGCAUGGGUGGACCCGGGUGCGCGCUAGCGGAACCGGCGGCAAGAGCUGGAAGAGUGCCUUGCGCGGCAUUUUACCGAUGAGGGCUGGUCCAGCUAGCCUUCCUUAGCCCCAGAGCAGGAUCAUCCUGCGUCUCACAAACGUGCGCCGCAUUUGGUCGAACAUCUGUGCAACGGCGCUGCAGCGAUCAUUUCGAGCACCAUCUUUGGGCCGUCCCGGGCCGGAAACGACGAGCAGGAAGACGUAUUCGCCGACGAUAAAUUCCGAUUCCAUCUAAGUAUUAAUUGGAUUUCUUAUGCUCUGCCGACAUUCUAGCCGUUGUUCGUUGCCUGCGAGUUGCUAUAGGACAUCAGUUCGUCCUUGGUCGGGGAUGAUACUUUCAAUCUCGAU